This is a messenger RNA of Centruroides sculpturatus (bark scorpion), 4181 nucleotides long. Its product is annotated as protein TMEPAI-like. Bases 761 to 1594 code for a protein of 277 amino acids. Gene Ontology annotation, cellular component: early endosome membrane; Golgi membrane. Gene Ontology annotation, molecular function: R-SMAD binding. NCBI's taxonomy places the organism in Eukaryota, Metazoa, Arthropoda, Arachnida, Scorpiones, Buthidae. The record is from RefSeq and is a predicted model, not a curated record. Gene Ontology annotation, biological process: negative regulation of transforming growth factor beta receptor signaling pathway. The transcript has 3 exons.
AAAUAUUUAAUAAAAUUGAGUAGUGAAUUUUUAUAGCUUUGACUUCGUAGAGAUUAAAGAAUAACUUAACCUGACUUGAAAUAUCGAAUAAAAAAUAACGUAAUAUAUUUUUAUACAACUAAGUAUGAAAAUGUUGGAAAAGGAACCAUAAAAUGGCAAUUCAGUUGCAUGGAAAGUAUUUAAGAUGUUAGUGUCGUUGCAAAUAUCUAUCAAAUUGUUAACUUUUCCUGAUUGGAGACGAAUCAAGAAACAGUUUAUCCUUUAUCCAGACAGGCUGACUACUUAACCGGUCUUACUUGUCUGUCGAGUCCAGUAAAAAUGUUAGUCGAAUACAUUUCUUUCUAGGAAUCGAUUUUUAACCGUCAUUACAUUCUAUAAUCAGUCUGGCUUGCAGUAUCCAAUAUUAGAGAUUAGUGUGAUUGCACCGACUUCCCAAUUUGCGAGAGAAACACAAUGCAGGUUUUACUAGAUUGUGAUUUGUAUUCUUGCCUGGGGCAGACGUCACAACGACCGACUAACCGUGGAAUCGAUUCGAUUGUCUGGGUUUCAGUAGUUCAUGUGCCAGACGUAUCGAGCUGUGGACAGCUGGUCUGCUGUUGUCUCCCCAGACUCGGUUUGACGACUUGAUGCUUGCAGAGAGGGGGCCAUAUAGGAACAAAGCCUGCUUGUCUUUAUUACUGCGAAUUCAUAGUAAUAAAAAUAAUAAUAAAAAAUACUGUAUGGUUUCUUUUCUUAUCGAUUUUUGUCUGUGAUUUCUCCAAUGGGGAUUUUUCAUUUUGUGUCUACAGUACAGAUAAUAAUAAUUGUGAUAGCCAUAAUUUUAACAUUAGGGCUAAUCACAUGUAUCAUUAGUCAUUACAAAAUGGGUGCAAGAUCAUGGAGUGAGAGAAGAAGCAGACCGCCAACUCAACCUCCAUCAACUGGACUGCAUAGACAACAUUGUUUACAAUCUAAUCAUCAACAGCAACAGCAUAGUCAUGUCAUUACUGUACCAUCUUCUAUGUAUACACCUGCAAGUGUGCAGAAACGUCAACAAUUAGAAAUAGCAGCUCAACGUGAUCGUCAAAUCCGCCUUCAGUCAGUAGAAGUGGAUUUGGCUCUUGAUUUACCUUCUUCUGUAGCAUUACCUGACGGAGAAGAACAUCCUUAUAGUAGCAUGAAAAGUCUUCAUCGCCGCGAUCCAGAGCAAGAAAGUGAAAUCUGUCGUGGGUGCAUCAGGCCACCUCCAAAUCGGACAGUAUUAGAUGGCGAUACACUGCCUCCCUACAGGUCUAGUUCUGUGGGCCUCUUACAUAAACCCAAUACAUCACCUUGUUUGAUGAGGACCUUGGACGGUACUCCACUAGUCAUGCGUUCACACAGCAUGAGUGCUAGCUCUUCCCACAGUGGUCAAUUGAGACAGUAUACUCCACAUCUACAGUUACCCUCUUUGGUAAUCAGCCACAAUAGCUCAGCAAAUAGCAGGUUAUGUGACUGCACAAGGGCACCAGCAAGUGAAUUCAAUCAAUUGGAUCCACCUCCAUGUUAUAGUGAUGUAGUAGGCAAUCGUGACUUGGACAGCAUAUUAAAUAGGCCACCAGAUAGUGGUGUUUGACCAUAAACUCAGUUAAGUCUUUCACUUUUCCCUGGAUUGAUUGUGAUAGCUUUGUCAUCAAUACCAGGGUACAGUAAAAGAGUGAAUCUCACUCUGAAUGUGGUUACUGGGGCAGGCGGCUAUCCAGUGGCAGGAGCCCUGGUGGCAUUAGGUAGCCCAUGUUCACGGUGCCUCAGAUUUUGUUGUGAAUAUUUUUGUUUACAUAUCAUUAUGAGUUUGUUUGCCAAUGUUUUUUACUGUUAUCAAAUGUUUGGCUGCACGUGUUUUUAAGGAAACACGUGUACACUAUCAAUAGACUUCUCCCUUCAAGGUGAGAAUGCUGAACUGUAAUUUCAUCUGUCGUACCCUAUUCCCCUUCCUCACUGUUCCCACUUGCUCCCAGUAAGACAACCAUGGUGUCACAGACACCUUUCUUUGUGAUAAAAAAAAAAAGUUAGCAUUGUGGACAGGGGUGUUUGGGUGUGUGCUUGUGAUCAUUUCUGUAUGUAACUUGCUACUGCCUGAGUGGAUGCUAUAAAAUUGUUUCCCUCACUGCCCAGUUAACUGGGGGUGAAUGUGUGUAGUAGUGAGGUAUACAAAAAGUCAUUGCCCUGAAUUGGAUUAGACAGGGUAUGGUGCUAUAUCUGUUCCAGACAAAAAAGGAAAAUCUGAUUGUUAGGGGUAUUGGUAAAAUUAGAUAUAAAACAGUUUGCUUAAGGGGUUUGUCCCAUUUAUGGUUAAGGCAUGGAUUCAUUGGACGUUGCUGGGUUUCAUAUUUAAGCUUUUAUAUUGUCUAUGAAUGUAUAUGUGGAACUGAAUGGAAAUUGUGUAAGCAUAUGUAAAUGCCAAUACUUGUAUAUACAAAUAUGUAGAUAUUACAUUCUAAAAUCAAAUUUAUGUAAGAAAAUUAAUUUAAUUUCAACAUGUACAUAAUUUCAAAUUGCAAUAUUUUCUUUUCCGUAUUAGAAAAAAAUAUUUAAUUGUGAAUGUUUCGAAACCCAGCUGUCGCUUCCAUGUCAUGCUUCAGCCAUUGUGCAAAUGGGAUCCGUAAAGAAUCUGGAUUGGCCAAGUAUUAAAUGUUUUUCCUUAGCCGGUUAUCUCCUGUAGAAAUUAUAAUUUUGUAGAUCCGACAAUCAUACAAUGAUAGAAAUCAAAGCAGAUGGGUUUAAACUAAAAUUGAAAAUUUGAUAUGUCAUAGUUUUUUGUAUCCAGCUCACCCAUUCCCAAUUUGUUAUUUAGCGGCAGUCACAAUACGAGGAAACGUCCAUGUGUGAAAGAAAAGAAUUGCAUCGCCGACUAAACAAAUCCUGGGUAUUCGAAGACAAUGGUUUUAGCACAAUGUGAAAACAAAGUAUUUGACUGCCAUUGAACUAUUAAUGAAACUGACUUUUCAAAUGAUUAUAGUCAAUUUUUAUUACAAUACAGAUGAAAUAUUGGAACAUUAAUAUGUAUAUAAGGUAAUUAAUAAAUUUAUGUAUUUAAAUGUACUGAAUUUUCAUAAAAAAUUAUUAAAAAAGUUUAUAAACGGCAGAGUUCUUGACCUCAAGGACUCCCUUCUACUAUCAGUGUGUUGGAGAGAAAAAUUUGUUCAUAAGAUUUUUGCCCCUCAUUAGGAGACGAGCAUCCUUUUGAUGCCAAAACCAAUACCCCUUUGUGAUGUAUAAACACAGUUUGGAUACAGCACAUUAAAAAAAUCUCCCUAGCUCAAAAAUUGUUGCUUCAGGCUUUAAUUGCUGGAUUUUGUAGAACAGAUAUUUACUCUACUGUCAUCUCUGUAUUGUCAGGCUGACACGUGCAUUAUAAAUUUUGUAUCAAUCAAAACAAUAUAAUCUGGCCAUCUCGGGUUCCAUUACCUCCAGUCCUGUGGACCAAGAGGUCAACCUAUGAGGCGUGCCAAAACAUGCACAUUCUUCCAGUGUACAUAACUGCUAUCAUCUGGUGUCAGUGCUAUAGUCUGACUAUAGCUGCCUCUUCUGUAGCCAAUUGCCUGAUGCAAUGUAUGGCCUUCAGGCAUAGUACAGGCUUCACACUCUGCCUGCAUUUGGUCUGUGAUCUGCUUGACGACGGUCCUCCAACUUGUAUAUAUGAUGCUCCAUAGGAGGACGUCUUAUCCCAACGAACGUCAAGGACCCGGGAACCUUCUCGGAACCUUUCCGUUCUUCUUAUAUAUAUAAAUAUAAUAUAUAUAAAAUUAUAUAUAGAUAAUUUCUGUUUUCCAGACGAUAGUCCAGUAGUUUGUACUUUGUUUCUCAGAAAUACUCUAAUAUAAUAUGUGAUAUGUAUUUUGUUGACGUGAACCAGAGGAGCUUAAAAGUAUUUGAUUACUAGGUACUCAUCCUGUGCUAAUUGUCGAGUUAAGUUUCCAGAAUGUAUGGCAGUACAAUCUAUUUCAUUCCUUAUUAUCAGACUAUUUAUUCCGGUUAAUAGCCUAAGGGCAAAUUUUUCUGUAGGCAGAGUGUGAGCAUCUGUAGUUAGAUAGGACCUGUCCUAUCCAUACAUGCUAAAUAAAAAUCUUGACAUUUUAUAAUAUGUUGUAUGUUCAUUGUCAUCAUUUUUCUUUUGUACAUAUAUCACCAAAUUCACUGAGAAAUUUAAAAUAUUGUUUUCU